AUGAAUUCGAAAAAUGAUGUCACAAGCGACGUAAGGCAUUACAAAAACUUUAACAUGGAACGUUCUUAAGAGACUCCAAACGCGAUAGGAUAUCACUAUGGUAGGUGGAAUCAAUGUGAAAAAAGAAGUGAUAUGAUAAUACCGUAUGGAAUGACGUCAGUGAGGUGUAAUUAUUCAAUUCCAUGUAGUAGUGGAAGGCGAUGAACAAGCGAUGGGCCUGGCGAUCGACCAAUAA
Molecule: messenger RNA, 235 nt
Organism: Heterotrigona itama
Lineage: Eukaryota; Metazoa; Arthropoda; Insecta; Hymenoptera; Apidae
Source: the annotation of a GenBank genome assembly